CAGGUUGGCUUGCCUACUAGUGGGUUAUGGUAGGCGCCAUCAUGAGCUGAAAAUUUGGGUCGUGACAAUAUUAUGUCUUUUUUAAUCUAAUAAAUACCUCUGCCUCACUUGUGAAGUACUCCCUCCGUUUCAUAUUACUUAGCCGCUAUAUCAAAAAUUGCAUGUUUCAUUUUACUUCUCCUAUUUAGAGAAUCAGGAAAGUUUUAUUUAUAUCCUUAGUACUGUAUUAAUAACUAUAUAAAAUAAUACUUAAUACGGAGUAGUUAAAUUUAAUAACCCAAAAUAUCAUUAGGUUAAUUUAGUAAUAUGUCAAGGCAACAAAGUCAGAGUAAUAUGCAAGAGAGGGCAAUGUUCAUGGGCAUAUUGUUCAACUGGAUGUAGUAGUAAUUUGUUAAGAACAGGCAAGAUUACAGGUGACUUUAUUGGUUGAAGAAAACAAUUUUGAUUGAUGAAAUGUUCUUUGGGUUUCAAUAUCUUUUCCAAGAAGUUACUACAAAUGAAUUCUUUUAAAUUUUGCUUUUGUUUAUGUAUUGGGAUGCUUUAACGUGUAAGACACCAAUAAUUUUGAACCUGUCCUUGUUUUUGUUUCAUGUUUUAAAUCACCCAUUUGCCUUUUUCUGCUUGGUUCUCAUUGAUAACGAUUGGUUAUGGACAUAAACUUAUUAAACUUCCAUUAUAAUAACCCAUAUAUUGCGAAAGCAAUGUGAAAUGCUUAGGAACCUUCAGAGGAUCUUUCUAAAACUGCUGAACUUUUUGUUUCCAGCACUAGUUUAUUCAGGCAAAUUAGACUUAGUCUAUAGAUUCUUACGCAAUAAGAACAAUUAUGAAGAGAACAACAUGGGAGGUAAUUUCUGACUUUUAUUCAAGGUUUAAUUUGUAUUUUUAAACUGUGAUGUCAUCGAGCUAUAAUACUACUGUUUGCGUCUAUUUGUAGAAGUAUAAUCAUAUUAUUAAGUAUAGAAGUUUAUCCUUGACACAUUGAAAAACUAGCCUCAAAAUCAUCAGGAUGGUUGAUGCAGUCGUGUCCUAUGCAGUUCAAAAACUGGGGGAUUUCCUCAUAGAGGAAGUUUCCCUGCGCCAAAGUCUCAGAGAGAACGUUCAUUGGCUGAGAAAUGAACUGUCUUUCAUGCAAGCUUUCCUCAAAGAUGCUGAAAAAAAGCAAGCAGAAGAUCACCUGGUGCAGCAAUGGGUAUUUGAAGUCACUUCUGUUGCUAAUGAAGCUGUGGCCAUCUUAGAAGCAUACAGUUUGGAUGCGGCAAAAGAUGGUGAUCAUGCUGCAGGAUUUGUUGAUCGUCUUAAGGCUUGCGCUUGCAUCUGUCAAAAGGAGGCCAAAUUCCACAACAUUGGGAAGGACAUCCAGUCCCUCAAGGAAAGAGUCAUGGAUAUCUCGAAACGAGAUACCUAUGGUAUUAUUCACAUCAAUAAUAAUGCUGGAGAAGGGUCAAAUGAUCCGUCCACAUUAGCAAGAACAUUGAGGAGAGCAGUGUCCUUUGCCGAUGAAGAUCAACUCUUUGUUGGAUUUCAAGAGGUCUUUCAAAGACUACUUGAUGAACUUCUCAAAGAGGAGUCUCGCAGAAAUGUCCUUUCAAUUUAUGGUAUGGGUGGGUUGGGCAAGACCACUCUUGCAAGAAACCUAUAUAACUCCCCACAUGUACUUAGCAGCUUUCAAAUUCGUGCUUGGAUAUGCGUCUCUCAACAGUAUAGUACCCCGGAUCUCCUUCGGAGGAUCAUAAAAUCUAUCGAGGGUUGCAGUGAAGAAAUGCUAAAAUUGCUGAAGGAGAUGUCAGAGAGAGAUCUAGAAACUCACCUCCGUAAUCUACUGCAAGAGAGAAAAUACCUUGUGGUGGUUGAUGAUGUAUGGCAUCGAGAAGCUUGGGACAGCCUAAAAAGAGCCUUUCCGGAUAACAACAAUGGCAGUAGAGUGAUUCUCACAACACGGAAGGAAGACGUGGCUGAAAGAGUCGAUGACAAAGGUUUCUCCCAUAAACUCCGUUUUCUAAAGAAAGAAGAAAGCUGGAAUCUUUUAUGCAAGAAACUACGUCCAGAGAAUAAGAUGGUUGGUGCUGAUUUGUUCUCCCCAUCUAUGGAAAGUCUAGCUAAGGAUAUGGUGGAGAAGUACAGAGGCUUACCACUUGCCAUUGUGGUACUAGGUGGGCUACUUUCCUACAGAAAAGGGGUGGACGAAUGGCAAAAGGUGAAAACACACCUUUGGCAGCAUAUGAAGAACGACUCUGUUGAGAUCACUCACAUCCUGUCAUUGAGCUACAAUGAUUUGUCGUUUGAGCUCAAGCAAUGUUUUCUAUACUUAGGAAUUUUCCGAGAAGAUGAAGUGAUUGAUACUGAAAAGUUGAUGUAUUUGUGGCUGGCCGAGGGGUUCAUACCAAGAAUUAGAGAAGACGAUAUGGAUGAUAUUGCUGAAAACUUCCUACAUGAGUUAAUAAGUCGAAGUUUGAUUCAAGUGGCGGGGACAUUCUUCGGUAAAAUUCUUACAUGUAGGAUGCACGACCUACUUCGGGAUCUUGCUGUACAAAAAGCCGUGGAAGUUAACUUGUUUGACAUUUAUGAUCCAAGAGUAAACUCGGCACUCCAUUUCGACCGACAUGCUAUUCAUGCACAACCUCAAAGGUAUCUUUCACUUGAUCUUUCUAAAUUGAAGGUAAGGUCAAUAUUUUUCUUUGAUAACGAAUUUAUGAACUUGGAUUCUAGUAAAAAGUUCAUGACAUUCUGCAUGACAUUCCCGCAUCUAUAUGUGCUGGACUUGGAGAACAUCUCUUUUGAUGGGAAUGAACUACCUGAUGCUAUAGGCAACAUGGUACACCUCAAGUUCUUAGGUUUGUCUAACACCAACGUUUUUGGACUCCCACCUUCCAUUGGCAAACUAAAACGCCUACAAACGUUGGAAGCAUUGAUUGGUGACCAUUGCUCAUGCAAACUUCCUCCUCAGGUAGCCCAGCUAACAAGUUUGAGACAUUUAGUUGCUCGAUAUGAGGUUCCCUUGCAAGUUGACAGGCUUACUAAUCUACGAACUCUAAAAUAUAUUUGUUGUGAUCAGUGGAAAAAUACUGAUGCUUCUGGUUUAGUCAACCUUCAAGAAUUGGGCAUGGAAAAAAUUUGGAAAUCUUACUCCCUAAAAUCCAUUGGCAACCUGAAAAGCCUCACCACUUUGUUUCUAGUUUGCCAAUAUGGUGAACUUUUUCCUCCUCUUGAACCUCUUUCUUCUUGUCAAAACCUUCAAAGGCUGUGGUUAUCAGGGGAAAUAGAAGAACUAGCAGAUUUAAACAAUCUGCCGAAAUGUAUCACGCUGUUAGUCCUACAGUCUGCUGGACUCAAGGAAGAUCCAAUGCCAAUUCUGGGAAAGUUUCCAAACUUAAAGAAUCUUGAGUUAUCAAGGGCUUACGAGGGAAAGAAUAUUUCUUGCAAGGGCAACGAUUUUGGUCAGCUGGAGAUCCUUAGACUGUAUAAUCUUAAAAAUCUAGAAAGCUGGCAUCUUGAUGGAACUGCUAUGAGUCUGAUUAAAAGCUUGAGUAUACUUGAGUGUCCGAAGCUGAUGGAAAUUCCAGAACAAAUGAAACAUGUUGCAGUAUUUGAGGAGCAAUCUAGUGAUCAAACACAAUGGGGUAGUUGUCGGAACCCAAGAUAUAGUUGAUGGAACUUGCUGCAUCUGUGAAGCUUUUGAGGAACUAUUUCCAAGCAACCACCUCUCUAAUCACGAAGGGAUUUUCCUUGACACAAUACUUCAGCGAGCAUCACAUAUGCUUUGGAUCUGAUCUUCUUCAUACAUAUUCAAGAUGGUUUAAUGACACAAUGUCUGUCAUCUUCACAUCACACACCACGAUAGCUGCUAUGGUUGCUGUAUUUUUGGAUCAGACUCUUCCGUUUAGUAACGAUGAAGCUCAAAAAGAUAAUGGGUACAUUGGUGGGACAAGUUUGUGAUAUAUGCUAGAGAUGUUACAAGUGAUGAGUUCUAUAAAUUACCAUGCCAACUUAAUAGGUUCUUCCCACCUUAUUAGCCAAAAAGAAAUGCCAUCACUGUUUUGUGUAAUUGCUUCUUUCAUAAACAAACAAUAUGCUUUCUGUCAUGCGCAAAGUUGCUACUCGAAUCUAGUCACAUUCUGUUGACGUCCAAGAAAUCUUGUUAUUAAGAAUGUCAGGUGUAUCUGCAACAGAUCCUCAAUUGUCCAAGUCAAAGAUGAUUUAUUUUAUUACAGCAAAAAUCAUGUCUUAUGCCAAAAACGAAACAAAUACAAAAUUAUGCUAUUUGAGCCACAUGGCUAAAAAACGGAGGACAAAAUUAUUUGCGUUACUAAUAAUUCUCAAAGAGCAUUUUUGGAAUAUUAGAACUUAUCCUUAUACAACUUUUGUCUGAACACAGAAUCUUUUCAAUAAAUUUUUUUUUAUCUGUUUUGUUUCUGUAUUUGGAUGUUUAUGUUGUUUUUUUUUAAAAAAAGAUGGGGCAGCGAAAAGGGGUUAAAAUGGCUCUCAAAGAAUUGAAUAACUUUUAAUAGUAUUCAAUGAUUUUAUUAAGCAUCAAGGGGCUUUAAAUAGCCACAUUACAAUAGAAAAAUCAACAACAACAACAACAAACCCAGUGUAUUCCCACUUAGUGGGGUCUGGGG
This is a messenger RNA of Capsicum annuum, 4616 nucleotides long. Its product is annotated as disease resistance protein RPP13. The record is from RefSeq and is a predicted model, not a curated record. Gene Ontology annotation, biological process: defense response to other organism. Lineage: Eukaryota; Viridiplantae; Streptophyta; Magnoliopsida; Solanales; Solanaceae. Gene Ontology annotation, molecular function: ADP binding.